AAAACCCUAAUUUCAGCCACGCAGGUGAGAUUCAAUUCCAGGGGAGGGACCGGCGAGGGAAUCAACAAACGCCAUGGGGAGAAGGCCUGCUAGAUGUUACCGCCAAAUUAAAAACAAGCCCUACCCUAAAUCGCGAUUCUGUCGCGGUGUUCCUGAUCCUAAGAUCAGGAUUUAUGAUGUUGGGAUGAAGAAGAAGGGGGUUGAUGAAUUCCCGUUCUGUGUGCACCUUGUGAGUUGGGAGAAAGAAAAUGUGUCCAGCGAGGCUCUGGAAGCCGCUAGGAUCGCCUGUAACAAGUACAUGGCGAAAUUCGCUGGGAAGGAUGCGUUUCAUUUGAGGGUCAGAGUGCACCCCUUCCAUGUUUUGAGGAUUAACAAGAUGCUUUCGUGUGCCGGGGCUGAUAGGCUCCAAACUGGCAUGAGAGGUGCUUUUGGUAAGCCACAAGGAACCUGUGCACGAGUCGCCAUCGGCCAGGUUCUCCUCUCGGUUCGCUGCAAGGACAGCAACAGCCAGCAUGCUCAGGAGGCGCUUCGUCGCGCCAAGUUCAAGUUCCCGGGGCGUCAGAAGAUCAUUGUUAGCAGGAAGUGGGGAUUCACUAAAUUCAGCCGAGCUGAUUAUCUGAGUUACAAGUCAGAGAACAAGAUUAUGCCAGAUGGUGUUAAUGCGAAGCUUCUUGGAUGCCAUGGGCCUCUAGCAAACCGUCAGCCUGGAAGAGCUUUUCUACCUCAAACUGCCUAAGCUAAGCUAGUUGUUUUCUUUUUUUAAAUUUGUUUGAAAUCAAUGUUGACAUUAUUACCAUGGUCUGUUUGAACGUUGUGAAGCAAAACAAGUUUCCUUUUGAUACUCGAGGAAAACUUUAUUUCUCCUGGUUGUAUGAAUUCUCGAAAUUCUGGCUGUUUUGAUUUAAUAUCGAGUUACUUAAGAACGUUGGAGGUAGCAGGAUAUGGCAAGUUUAUAUUUCACA
Molecule: messenger RNA, 962 nt
Organism: Momordica charantia (bitter melon)
Lineage: Eukaryota; Viridiplantae; Streptophyta; Magnoliopsida; Cucurbitales; Cucurbitaceae
Product: large ribosomal subunit protein uL16-like
Biological process (GO): translation
Cellular component (GO): ribosome
Molecular function (GO): structural constituent of ribosome
Source: RefSeq, a predicted model, not a curated record